This is a messenger RNA of Phyllostomus hastatus (greater spear-nosed bat), 1303 nucleotides long. RefSeq names its product putative serine protease 45. The record is from RefSeq and is a predicted model, not a curated record. Bases 183 to 1118 code for a protein of 311 amino acids. The transcript is spliced from 6 exons. Gene Ontology annotation, biological process: proteolysis. Gene Ontology annotation, molecular function: serine-type endopeptidase activity. Lineage: Eukaryota; Metazoa; Chordata; Mammalia; Chiroptera; Phyllostomidae.
CUCCAGGGCGCCGUCGCACGUCGUCAUUAUACACGGCGGGCCAGUCGGGCGGGCGGUCUCGCGCCGGGAGACCCGUAGGUGACGUGCUGGAGCCGCCAUCCUGCGCUAGUGGCUAGUGGCGCCCUCACGCAUCCAAGCGCCUUCGCGUCUUUGAGGUUGCCGGGUGGCGCCUCCUGGGCCUCAUGGCGUCCUCGCUGUGCGGGCCUGGAGGCCUGACCCGCAGCCUCUUCCUGCUGCUGCUGCUGCUGCUGCUGCCGCUGCUGAACUUGGGUUACGAAGAAGAGGACGCCAAGCCAGCUUGUGGCAAACCCUGGUGGUCGAAGGACUUGGCCGUGACCCGCCAUUGGCCCUGGGAAGCGAGUCUCCGGCUGGAAAGUCAGCACGUGUGUGGAGGGGCCCUCAUUGGCCGCGAGUGGGUGGUGACUGCAGCCCACUGCAUCCAAGGCACCAAAGAGUACUCGGUGGUCCUCGGCACCUCUCAGCUGAACCCCCCGGGUCCCUGGAAGGCCGUCUCCAUCCCCGUGAGGGACAUCAUCAUGCACCCCAAGUACUGGGGCCGGACCUUCACCAUGGGCGACCUUGCCCUUCUCCGGCUGCGCGCUCCCGCCGCCUUCAGCGAGCACGUGCAGCCCAUCUGUCUCCCCGAGCCCACCUACGACCUGAAGAUCGGGACGCAGUGCUGGGUGACCGGCUGGAGCCAGGCUAAGCAGCGCUUCUCAGCCAACUCCACGCUGACCCCAGAGCUGCAGGAGGCCGAGGUGUUCAUCAUGGACAACAAGAGGUGUGACCAGAUUUACCGCAAGAAGUCCGUCAUCCCCCGCGUUGUCCCCCUUGUCUUGGGGGACAUGAUCUGUGCCACCAAUUACGGAGAAAACCUGUGCUAUGGGGACGUGGGAGGCCCGCUGGCUUGCGAAGUCGAGGACCGAUGGAUUCUGGCCGGGGUGUUGUCCUGGGAAAAGGCCUGCGCCAAAGCACAGAAUCCGGGGGUGUACACACGCGUCACCAAAUACAGCAGAUGGAUCAGGAAUCACAUGAGCAGCAGGGCUCCCUUGGGCCCCUGCACCUCUGUCGGGCUCCUCCUCCUGCCCUGGCUGCUGCAGCCCCCCACGGGCCCCUGACCUCCCCGCCCUCCUUCCUCCUGCUCUGCCUCUGCUGAGUGGAGCCAGAUCAAGGUCAGACCAAGGCCACGUGUCGGUAUUCAACAGGAGUCACGGUGGGGACAGAGCCACCCCUGGGACACCCGGUCCCAGCAGGGGGGGAUGCGGUGCACGACCAGGCCUUGGCAGGCCCGGAGAAGGGAGGC